AUGCGCUACCAAACAUGGCGAAUAAACAAACAAGAAAUAAAUCAGAUGAGACUGGAGAUGAUAGGACGACGACCCUUGACCUCCGCCCCCCAUCUGUUCCUCGGCGAAACGGGAACAUACGUUUUGUGCAUGAUGAGCUCCACGGAUAAUACGGGGCUCGUUUUGUUCCAAAUUACUUGUAAUUAGUUCGUCUUUCCAACUUUCAUCUCCGUCGGCCCGACAACUUUCAACACUUUUCGACUCUCAAACCAACUAUUUUCCUACUUGUUUUCCUCAAAGUCCACCUAUUUUCAGAUAUGAAAACAAAAGACCUCUAUAGGGACUACUUGAGCUUUAGGGGUUUACGGGUCAAACUCUAAAUAGUUAUAUAGUCUAUUCCGCGCCAGCUUGUCACGUUUUUCUUUCCUCCAAAAAGACAGUAUACCAAAUUAGAUCAGAUUUCUGCUUUUAUAACGGCAAGAAACAAAGGUCUUGAAGCGAAAGUUGGUUAAAUUUGACCUGGCCUUUUGGCGGCAAGAAAAACGUGACAAGCUAGCGCGGAAUGGCCUAUAGGACCAUCUAAAUUUAACUUCACUAGGAGCCCUAUUUCGUCGCCUAUAGGAACUGUUUUCCCCCAAAACCCUCUAGGGGACCCUCUGGCGCUUCUGAGUAAUUUAUGAUUGAAAAAAACGCUUUCCCUUCCCAACCAAGAAAUUUAUGAAGUUUUGAAAAAGAAGAUAGGUUUCGGCUGAAUUUUACUGCAAGUUCAGCUUUCUCUCUCAAAUUCCAUUUCUUCGAAAUUUCAAUGUCUUUACGGUUUCUCCCAAGCUAUCUGAUUUUUGAUCAAUUCAAUUUUGAUUCUAUGGCUUCUUUCGAAAUUAAAAAAAUCAUUUUAAGAAUCGUGGUCUAUAAAAAAAUGCAAUCUAAUGCAAAAAGACAUUAUUUAGAAAGUUUAAAUGUCUUUUUCGGUUUUCUCUGCAGUUUUUUUUAGAUAUAUUAGAACGUUCAUAUUUAGUCUCUGUCAUGUCAUAUCUCUAAAAAAAUCAUAUAAUUGAAAAAAAGUAGUGAUCAAAAAAAUGCAAGCUAAUACUGGAAACAAGAUUUUUUUCUGAAAAAGUGAAAUAAAUCUUUUUGAAGUAGAUUUUUUUUGCUUGGUUUUUUUAGUUUAAGCAACUUGGUUAUCAUGAAAAUAAAAAAAGCUCGAAAAUUCUCUUUUUCUCGAUUUUUAUGGCUGGAAUUUUCAUAAUGUGCAGCGCUAUAAUUCACAGUAUCCUUUUACAUUUUACAGUAUGCCGAUCUCGGCAAAAGACAUUCUGAAGAAUUGGUCGCCUUGGUUGGCUCUGUUGCUUUCCUGCGCAGUUAUCGUCUACCAAUAUGAGCGAAUCGAAAGCUUACAGGUUUUUUUUUCCUGAUUUUCCCGGUUAAAAUCGGGUUUUUUCUUUACAAGUCGUAAAUGAAUUUCUUAUUUUCGUUGGUUUUCUGCUCCUAAACUUUCAUGAAAAAGGGAGACAGCGAUAAAAGGAAAAAUUUAGAGAACCAAGAUAAGAAUUUUAAUAAAACUAGGAUUUUUUGAUUUUUAUUAUCCGUGGAGCGCGAAAUCCGUUUGAAGAAAAAAAGACUUCAAUGGCAGUUUUUUUCGGCUAUAAUCCACAAAAAAAGUCUAGACCAAAAUCAAGCAUUUUUGAAAAAAAAUUCGUAAAUCCUUCAAAUUUCAGGACAAGCUGGUGGAUGAAGUCUCUCGAGAUUAUUUUCGAAAAAAAAAGAAGACCUUUAUUGGAAUCAUUGCAAAAGUUUAAUUUUUUCAGAGCAUCAGAAAGAAAAGAGACCUCUAUCAACGCGACACGGAGCUUUUCCUGCCCCUAUUUGCUCAAAUAUCGGUAAUCGUAUGUAUUUAUAACAAGUCUCGAUUAUGAUAUUAAGGAUAGGAUGUUACACAAUUAUUAUAGUGGAUAAAUUCAUGAGUACAAUAAAAUAAUAAUAUAACGCGCUGCUGUUUUUAGAUUAUUUCAAACGCUUGAAAGUUCGCUGAAAGCUGCAAUAAAUAGCAAAAAAAGGUGUUAACAACAAAUAAUAGAACUAGUUCGUUGAAGCAAACCCCAGGCUUAGAAUUGAAGUUAAAACAGUUAAACUUAACAAUUCUUCAGAGAAAGCAUUUCCGACGGAUCUGUGCCCAGAACUCGAAUUACUUGGAGAAAUCAAUAGUAAAGUCGAAAACCGAGGCUUCGUCUAAAAAACUGGAAAACUCCGUGGCAAAAACGACAAAAUCUUUGACGACAAAGAAGAAAAGUAUGUUGAAAACGCCGAGGAAUCGCUCAAAGCGUCGUUGCAACCGACCAAAAGAGCUCAGACGCAUCAAUAAACGUUUAGCAAGGUUCAAGGCGUUGAGUUUUUUUUUUUCGCAAAACGCUUGUUGAUGCGUCUGAGCUCAAGUCGUUGUUGGUCGGAGGCAAUUCAAUUCAGCGGCGACGAUUUGAGACAUUCCAAAUCAUUUUUUUGAAGAUCUCUGAGAACUAUAUAAUCAUUCAGAAUGCGACCCAGGCGUUACUUUUGGACGGCCCGAGCUCGUCGCAUCCCGGCCCAACUCCGAAGGAGCCGCCCUUCGAGACGGCGAUUCUUGGCACGUCUUCGAGUACUCCAACGGCUACACCAUGCUAUCUUUCGUCGAUGGAAAAUCUCUGAACGAUUCCAACCCGUUGCAAGUCUAUCAGCUACCGUACGCUUUUGAUGGCACCGACAAUACUGUAUCCAAUGGAACUGUUUACUUUUCCCAUGAUGAGGAUCUUAUCGGAUUCGACUUGGCUAGAAGGACGACUAGGCAGGGGAGGAUUCUCUCGGAGAAGGUUCCUUUUUGAAGAUCUGGAAAUAUAGCCAAAGAGGAAAACAAACAGACGUCGAAAUGCUUCAGAAGCCUCUCUACACAAACUCUUCUUCACGGUUAGAUGUGCAGGUCGACGAACAUGGCCUUUGGGUACUGUAUCGUCAGUCGGGCGAAUCCUAUCUCACUGCAACCCGACUACAUCCAGCUUCUCUCGUUGUGAGUUUUCAAUAAAAAUUCAUUUUCAAAGCGGAUUGAACCAAAAAAAAAGUCUAAUUUUUAUCAGAAAAAAAAGUAGGUAUAGUCCGUUUUCCGCGAAUUGAAAGAACUUCUCUGCGCCCUCCUCGUCUCUCGACGACCCUCUCUUGUUGACGCGCUAUUUUUGCGUUUCUGUGACCUCACCAGAGGGAAAAGAGAGAUUCAGAGACUCGAAAACUGUCAUUUCGCGGAGGACGGACUAUAGAAGCUCCUGAAAUGAGAUUCAAAAGACCGGCUUUUCGGUGUGUUCCCAAAAACAACGCAAGUUCAGAUGCUGGCAAGCUGGUCUUUGGCGGAUCUCCCAUUGGAAAAUCUCUGCAACACGUUCGUCCGCUGUGCCGUUUUGUUUGCCGUCAGAUGCCCUCCGGACGGUGACGUCACAGCCCAGGCGGUGUACGAUUUCCACUCGCACACCUACAUCAACGGACGGACUUACCUUUGGAAAGGUCGGCUUUUUGGCCUAAUGAGAAGAAGAAAAAACUCCAAGGGUUCAUAUAAUUCACACAAUUCCCAAAAUUCCAAGUUAAUGAGGACAAAAAGAAAAAAAUAUGUGAGAGAAGACGAAGAUAGGGAGUCGAUCAAUUUUCAAGCUUAAAAAUGCCAGAAAUCUCGAGUCUUUCCCAAACUCUCUAUUUCUUCGAGAUUUCCUUUAAAGCAUCAUAAUGUUGGUCAUUUUCUUCCUUCCUAAAUCAAAAUAUUCCAUUUCAAAGUUUAUUCGAGCAUUGUAGAUCCCUCACUUUGAUACUAAAAACAUCUAUUUUUGGGAAAACGAUUUCAAAAAACUUCUGAAAUCAGAGAAAGAAUAACUUUUUGUUGAUUUUACUUGAAAAUUUUGAAAAUUCCAAAUGAUCUGCCCUCUUCUCACACAUAGUGUAGUUUUUCAGGAAUCAGCGGACCCGUUUCUAGUGUUCAGUACGAUCCGACUAGCCAUGCUGUCGCGGUUUUCGCUUCAGGAAAUAUCUUCACAAUCCCUACCACUAAUUAA
Molecule: messenger RNA, 4037 nt
Organism: Caenorhabditis auriculariae
Lineage: Eukaryota; Metazoa; Nematoda; Chromadorea; Rhabditida; Rhabditidae
Source: the annotation of a GenBank genome assembly